AUGGUGCAUGGUAGGGAGUUUGAGGUAAACUUGAUUUGUUUGCCUCUUUCUCAAUUGGAUGUAAUCUUGGGAAUGGAUUGGCUUGCUGCCAACCAUGUGUCAUUGGAUUGUAGAGAGAAGGCACUUAUCUUUGGUGCAUUGAUGUCAGAAAUUCUGAGACUGUUAAGUCAAGGUGUAUGGGAGAACGCAGUAAAUGCCAAGGCCUUUAUGAUCAUAUUCUCGAUGGAGGCCAAAAGCGUGGUAGAGCCAGAGUAUAUUCUGGUGGUGAAGGACUUCUUGGAAGUUUUCCCUGAAGUGGUUUCUGAGUUACCACUCGAGAGGGAGAUAAAGUUUGUCAUUGACCUCAUUCCAGGAGCAAGCCUGAUUUCUGUGGCACCACAUAGGAUGUCACCAAUGGAGUUGGCAGAGGUCAAGAAGCAAGUAGAGGAUUUGUUGUAA
Messenger RNA from Abrus precatorius (Indian licorice), 438 nucleotides. RefSeq lists its product as uncharacterized. Bases 1 to 438 code for a protein of 145 amino acids. The record is from RefSeq and is a predicted model, not a curated record. NCBI's taxonomy places the organism in Eukaryota, Viridiplantae, Streptophyta, Magnoliopsida, Fabales, Fabaceae. The transcript has a single exon.